Peromyscus maniculatus bairdii (prairie deer mouse) is the source of this 3098-nucleotide messenger RNA. RefSeq names its product thrombopoietin (gene Thpo). Gene Ontology annotation, cellular component: extracellular region. Gene Ontology annotation, molecular function: cytokine activity; hormone activity. Gene Ontology annotation, biological process: positive regulation of hematopoietic stem cell proliferation; thrombopoietin-mediated signaling pathway; cell population proliferation. The record is from RefSeq and is a predicted model, not a curated record. NCBI's taxonomy places the organism in Eukaryota, Metazoa, Chordata, Mammalia, Rodentia, Cricetidae.
CACCCCUGUGGUGUCCAUCCCAAAACCGGAGCCUCGGGCUAGUGAAAGGGCAGAGGCUGGGCCUCUGGCCUGUACCAGUCAUGGGCAGGAUGGGCCGCUGGAGGAUGAUGACUUGUCUUUGAAAGGGACAGCGAUCUUCCCCUGCCUAAGACCCACAGCCCCCUCCUUCUCUCACUGUCUGUUCCUCCCUUCUAGGGUCUCUUCUCUCUCUUUCUGGAGUUCCCGGGGACAGGGACCGAGCCCAAAUCAAGAAGUGCUCCCCCCACCCAGUGGAGUAACAACUCCCUCACACCUUGUAACCUGGUCACAAGCCCAUCCGACCAUCACCUGGCUUUCACCCUUUUCCUUCAUCCAAGCUCGUCCUCUGCAGCUCAUUCUCAGCCUCCUUUGUCCUGCUUCUCUAGUCCUGCCUCCCCAUCUCCUCCACCCCCACCAUUCUUCCCCACUAUCCCAGCACCAGGAUCCUAAUCUUAGGAGGCAUCUCUUCUUAUUGAACUAGAGAAUUCUGGGAUCUGGGCCAUACUCCUUAGUGGACAGCCCAUCCUCAGAGUAGGCGAAGGAGAAAGCCUGAGGAAGAACAAGGGAGCCAGCACAAGGUCAGGCCAGGAGAUCCCUGAGGACAGAGACUGUGGGGAGACAGGGUCUGAGGAGGAUGCACGGGAGCUAGAGCCUGGGCCAAGGGAAGAAAGAGAGGCGCCAGCACAGAGUUGUUUGUGGGGAUGCUCAGCAGCUGUCUUCCCUAAGACAGGGACAGAUGGGCCUGGUUAUUCCUCUUGUCACAUGUAGAGUGGUAGGAAUGGGAGAGAGCCAUUGGGCAAUCAAGGGCAGGCUUGCACACAGGGCUAAGUGUGUUUAGAUGUCCAGGUGCCUGUGCCCCCAGUAGAAAGAAAGGCAUCUGAGUCCAGUCCAUCUGUCUGCUUUUCUUUCCUUUUUAGACAGGUUCUCAUUAUGUAGCCAUGGCGAGCCUAGAACUCACUAGGUAGACCAGGCUAUCCUCAAACUCAUGGAGAUCCACCUGCUUCUGCCUCCCAAGUGUUGGGAUUAACGGCGUGCUUUGGGGCCAGUCUUAACCAAACGCAUACCCCUUCACUCCCCAGCUCCCUCCCACUGCCCAUACCCUCUUUCCUAUAACAUGGUCAUUCCCUAAUAUAGACAACACCUAAACUGCCUGUUGGAAAGGGAAAUGCCAGGAAAGCUCUUGGAUUUCGACAGCAGGUAUAGUGUUCAGGGAAAAGAAAUUUGGAGAGCCAGGAGCUGAAACUCCAUCAAUCUAAAACAAGACCUCUCUUUCCCAUGGACAAAUGGAUUCUCCUGGACUAACCCUCUCCUGCCCCCUCAGCCAGAUCCCAGGUUCUCAUGAGACAGCUCCCCCUAUGUAAACCCUCUCUGGAGCGUGUGUGGGUGGAAGAGCUGGGCUCCAUUCAUGGACCAUGGUCCAGGCAGGGGCUCCAGUUCCAGUAGGUAGGAAAAGAACUCGUCAUUUCCGGGGCCUUCACCAGGGCUUGGUGGCUCUGGGCUUUCUGAUUGGGUGGAAGUGGCCUGGGCAGGCUUGUGACCCCACGGCAGAGGAGGGGCUGUGCCCCAAGAGUGUCUUCCUACCUACCUGCUCCCCAGAGUGUGGCCUGCUGUGCACCUUGGUCCUGGGGCCCUUCUCCAGCCGGAUAGAUUCCUUAGCCCACCUGUGCCCCAACCACUCUGCAGAAGUGCAAGAGUUCAAGCCGCCUCCAUGGCCCCAGGAAAGAUUCAGGGGAGAGGCCCCAUCCAGGGAGCCCCUCCAGCCAGACACCCUGGCCAGAAUGGAGCUGACUGAUCUGCUCCUGGUGGCCAUGCUUCUCCUUACUGCGAGACUAACUCUGUCCAGCCCAGCUCCUCCUGCCUGCGACCCAAGACUCCUCAACAAACUGCUCCGUGACUCCCAUCUCCUUCACAGCCGGCUGAGUCAGUGCCCUGACAUCAACCCUUUGUCUACGCCUGUCCUGCUGCCUGCUGUGGACUUCAGCCUGGGAGAAUGGAAAGGCCAGACGGAACAGACCAAGGCACAGGACAUUCUAGGGGCAGUGACCCUUCUACUGGAGGGAGUGAUGGCAGCUCGGGGACAGCUGGAACCCUCCUGCCUCUCAUCCCUGCUGGGACAGCUUUCUGGGCAGGUUCGCCUCCUCCUGGGAGCCCUGCAAGGCCUCCUGGGAACCCAGCUUCCCCCACAGGGCAGGACCACAGCUCACAGGGAUCCCAACGCCAUCUUCGUGAACUUGCAACAGCUGCUGCGAGGAAAGGUGCGCUUCCUGCUGCUGGCCGAAGGCCCCGCCCUCUGUGUCCGACGGGCUCCGCCCACCACAGCUGUCCCAAGCGGCACCUCCCAACUCCUCACCCCAAACGAGCUCCCAAACAGGACUUCUGGAUUGUUGGAGGCGAACUUCAGUGUCUUGGCCGGAACUCCUGGCCCUGGGCUUCUGAGCAGGCUUCAAGGACUCAGAACCAAGAUUGUCCCUGGCCAGCUGAAUCAAACCUCCAGGUUCCCACACCAAAUCCCUGGAUACCUCAACAGGACACACGGACCUGUGAAUGGAACUCGGGCUGCGGCCUCACUUCAGACCGUGGAAGCCCCAGACAUUCUGCCAGGAGCUUUGAACAAAGGCUCUGUGCCACUCAGCCUCCAAAGUGGAUAUCCUCCUCCUCCUCCUCCUCCUCUCCAUGCUGAUGGACACACACUCUUCUCUCCUUCACCUACCUUGCCCACCCACAGGUCCCCACCUCAGUUCCACGCCCCCUUUCCUGAUCCCUCCACCCCUGUGCCUAACUCUGCCAGUCCUCAUCCAAUCCCAGUGCACCCUCAUUCCCAGAAUUUGUCUCAGGAGGCAUGAGGGACAUGGGCACCGCCAGCAUCUGCAACUUCUCUCAGGCACAAGCCUCCUUCCCCAGGAGAGGCUUCGAGAGGGCACUGCAUCCAUACAUGUCCCGCUUUCCCUGGGAAAGGGGUACGCAGGACAGGCUGUCAUAAAACUUCAGGAGCUAUUUUUUUUUUUAAACCUAUCAGCAAUAUUCAUCAGAGCAGCUAGUUAUCUUUGGUCUAUUUUCUGUAUAAAUUUGAAAAUCAUUAA